AUUGGGCUGAAUAAAUGAACCCAUGCAUACGUCAAAACAGUUUAAGGCAGUGAAGAAAAGCCAAAGGUAUUUCUUUAGCUUUUACAUUUGAACCUGGGUGAAAUGCGUGGGAAUUAACUUUUUCCAACCCAGAUCAUUUCUAGUAACACCAGUUGGUUGUACCAAACGUAACAUCUCACAAAGUCUACCUUAAUCCGACUACAGUGCAUGAAACCUAAACCUACGAGCUCUAAAAUACGUCUCGUUUUUUUAAGGUAGACCGAAAUGGAUAUAAUUCCUUAUGCAAUUGAAAUCGUACACUAGCGGGCGGAUAUAAUUUGGAUGCAUGAUCACUUUAAGAAGGCCAUACUUCUCGCGGUAUAUUAAAUACGUACUCGCGCGUUAGCGUUACGCCAACCCUGAAUGUGAGCUGAUUGGCUGAAAUACUGCUGUUGUAAGAUGGCGCCCAUCGAAAUCUGAGUGCUAUUCAUAAAAAACAACAACUAUAGGGACAUACAGAAACGUUGGAUAACCAAAGCCUUGUUCAAUAAUUCGGUGUAAUUUUAUUUAUCGUGAUAAGAACCAAGUUUGGACUUAGUGGAGUGUUCUUGGCCCCACUAAAAGGAGCUGGACUGGUCUGCCAGGCCAGAGAAAGAGAGAGGAAUAUUUGGUCAGUUCUGGUUGCUCAUGGAUGGCUCCGGCUCUUUUGAGGAGCUGGUGAGGCUGAAGGCUCGCAGUGUUCCCCAGCACCGCAUGAAGGAGUUUCUAGAGUCCCUGGCCAACAAGGGCCCGGACGCUCUGCAGGAGUUCAGUCAACAAGGUGACGAUACGUCAACCACCACCACCACUAUGGUGUACCAGCCAGACACCAACUGCAUCUACACAGACAGCACCGAGGUGGCUGGGUCCCUGCUGGAGCUGGCCUGCCCGGUGCAGGUGCAGGUUCAGCCAUCUCCACAGCAACAGCAGGUCCAGGUGUCGACGGGUCAACAACAAGUGAUGUCGACAGAGCUGUCGCCUCAGCUUGCAGCAGCCGUCCACCAAGUAGCGGCAGAGCAACAGAUUGUACAGGUGCAGAUGGUGGGGCAGCAGCAGGGGCAGAUGGUGGGGCAGGUACUGCAGGUGCCAUCUGGCUCCCAUCAGCAGCUCCAGGGGGUCACCACAGCACAGCUAAUACAGUCUGGGGACCUCACAGAGGAGCAGCAGCAACAGUUGCAUGCCCAGUUGGUGGCAGCUAUGGCUGGAGGUCAGCAGAUCCAGAUCCAGACUGUAGGAGCCCUGUCCCCCAGCCAGCAGCAGCAGCAGCCAGGGGACGCUGCAGAGCGCAGGGUGCUGGGGACCACCAUUACCACCUCCCCAGGAGCAGGGGUCCUCCAGCCAGCCAAGAAGCGCAAGGUGGACAUGCCCAUCACCGUGUCCUAUGCCCUGCCUCAGGGCCAGCAGGUGGCCACAGUGCUGGCCAUCCCCCAAGGGCAGCAGCAGAGCUACCUGUCCUUGCGGCCAGACCUGCUGACAGUAGACAGCACCCACCUGUACAGCGCCACGGGGACCAUCACCAGCCCCACCGGAGAGACCUGGACCAUCCCUGUCUACUCUGCCCCUGCUGGGGGCCGCGAGCAGGGCGUGACCCACAUCGCCAUCCCCCAGGACGCCUACAGCACUGUGCAGGUGGCUGGGACUAACACGACCACAAUGACUAUGUCAGCACAGGUAGAUAAUGACAAGCUGAAAACGGCUCAGGCGGUGGCCACCAUGACAGGGUCUGGGGGGAUGGGCUGUCAGGAGGAGGUGGUGCAGACCCUGUCAGCCAACACGCUGUUCCCUGCCCAGCUGAUGAACGGGAACAUCCACAUCCCGGUGGCUGUGCAGUACCCCAACAGUACCCAGUCGCUCAUCUGGGACCCCCAGCAGCAGGUGCUGCACACCCAGGAGGUGACUGGGCACGGGGGCCACUUGGAGGUGGAUGGGCAGGGCCAGGUACAGGUGCAAACAGAGCUGCUGCUGCCUGCCUCCCUGAAGCCCGAAGAGGGCCUGGAGGUGUGGAAGAUCUGGGCUCAAAGGAAGAACGCUGAGCUGGAGAAGGGCGACAGUACCAAACUGGCUCCUAUUGGACGUCGCCAGGCACUGCGUUUCCAGGAGGACCUGGUGUCGAGUGCGGUGGCGGAGCUGUGCAUGGCUCUGUCUCUGAUGACCCAGGAGGCUCGGGGCAUGGAGGGGGAGACAUACGAGGCCGACGUGCUCUUCUACGUCUUCCUCUGCAUACAGAAGUAUCUGUGUGAUAAUGGCCGUGUGGAUGACGUGUUCUCUGAUACCUACUACACUCGCUUCUCCCAGAGUCUACAUCGGAUACUAGAGCCGUGGACACCCUCUGUCCAUCCACUGGGUUACAUCAUCCCCAGCCACGUGACCGAGGAGAUGCUGUGGGAGUCCAAGCAGCUGGGCGCUCACUCCCCCUCCACGCUUCUGACGACGCUCAUGUUCUUCAACACCAAGUACUUCCAGAUGAAGACGGUGGAGCAACACAUGAAGCUGGCCUUCUCCAUGGUACUGAGACACACCAGGAAGAACCCCAGCAACCCCAAAGACAAGAGCACCUGCAUCCGCUACCUGAAGGCCCCGGGCCUGCACAUAGGACAGAAAGUGACGGAUGACAUGUACGUGGAGCAGCUGGAAGACCCUGAGAACCCUCUGCGCUGUCCCAUCAAGCUGUACGACUUCUACCUGUUUAAGUGUCCACAGAGUGCCCGAGGUCGCAAUGACACGUUCUACCUGACCCCUGAACCUGUGGUGGCACCCAACAGCCCCCUCUGGUACUCUGCUCAGCCCAUCACCAAAAACCAGAUUGAGCUUGUCCUCACUCGCAUCCUCGUCAUAAGGGAAAUCCAAGAAUCCAUCACCAUGUCAACAGUGGACUUACAGUAGCUGGACCGGAGGAGGGGAAGAAUUCAUGUGGGUCUUGUCCUCCUCUUGCUAAAAUGGACCUUGGUUCACUCAUUCUUCGUGCUCCUGUUCAAUGACCUCCCAAGAGUUUCCCUUUGUACCCUGUUCAGAUGGUCUGCAUAUGCUUCUAAUGUUCACAAUUAUGUUUAAACAUCGGAGCAUACAGACGUCAUACUAAACCACCAUACACAGACAACGCACAUCUUUACGCCUUAGAGAGCCAUUCUCUCAUAACCCUACCAUCCUGUCUUUUUGCCAAAGUAAAUGGUUAUUUGUUUUC
Hypomesus transpacificus is the source of this 3199-nucleotide messenger RNA. RefSeq names its product transcriptional regulator QRICH1-like. The transcript has 11 exons. Bases 667 to 2901 code for a protein of 744 amino acids. NCBI's taxonomy places the organism in Eukaryota, Metazoa, Chordata, Actinopteri, Osmeriformes, Osmeridae. The record is from RefSeq and is a predicted model, not a curated record.